Messenger RNA from Pocillopora damicornis (cauliflower coral), 2393 nucleotides. Its product is annotated as pseudouridylate synthase 7 homolog. NCBI's taxonomy places the organism in Eukaryota, Metazoa, Cnidaria, Anthozoa, Scleractinia, Pocilloporidae. Gene Ontology annotation, cellular component: nucleus. Gene Ontology annotation, biological process: pseudouridine synthesis. Gene Ontology annotation, molecular function: RNA binding; pseudouridine synthase activity. The record is from RefSeq and is a predicted model, not a curated record.
GCGGACGAAAUCGAUGAUUGUAACCUAGAUGAACCUAAAUUUAAACGCCCCAGAAUUAAUUCAGAAUCACUGAAAACGGGGGAAACUAGAGAUGCUGGCCAGUCAGAUAAAGGUGAAGUUGAAAAACAAGGAAACUGCGAUCAAAGAAACGAGACCGAUGGAAAACUUCGAAGUGAAAUUGUUACUGGCGUAAAGCACGUGCUUCAUGAAAACCCAGAAGAGACUGACGAAAUGAAGGCAAAUAUAGAGCAAGGGAAAGAUUCAUCGAUUGAGGAAGCAUCUGAAGAUGACCCUGAUAUCUUAAGAAAUACUUGUGCUUCGGAAAAGGACGUAGGAAUUUUAGAAUUCGUGUCCAACUUACCCGGAUUUCACGGAGUCCUGAAACAGAGAUACACGGAUUUCAUCGUCAGAGAGAGGGACCUUCUGGGAAAUCUUGUGCGACUAUCAGAUACAUCUUUACCUCGGAAAGAAAAGAACAAAGACUUUGGACUUGAUGUUUUAAGUGAAGAAGAGAAAGAGAAAAUUCAGCAAGUUAUUGAUGAUAAGGAGAAGAAAACCCUUGCGACUUUAUCUCCUGAUGACGACAAAGACCAUAGAAGAUUGGUUCACAGAACCAUUAGAGAAAACUUUGCUUUUUUAGAUAGCGACACAGUUGAUGUGGGAAACCAAAAGGCGGUCAGAGUAUUUCAUAAGCGUGAUUCUAGUGGCAGGCAAAGAAACAGCCGAUGGCCUUCAGAAAUUGAGAAUUAUUGCUGGUUUGUUCUUUACAAAGAAAACAAAGACACCAUGGAUGCAAUCAAUUUGUUGAGCAAACUUCUCAGAAUCAAGGCAGGUAUUUUUGGUUACGCUGGAACCAAAGAUCGUAGGGCAGUUACCACACAGCAGGUGUCUGUGUACAGAGUCAGGGCUGAACAGUUGCAGGAAUUAAACUCAAGUCUUCGCAACUUGUGUCUUGGCAACUUCCAGUAUUGCAAAGAGCCUCUUAAACUUGGCUCUUUAUCAGGGAAUCAUUUUAUUAUCACUCUCAGGAAUGUUGUUGGGGAUCACAGAGAGAUAGAAGAAAGUCUAAAAUCACUUAAAAUCAAUGGUUUUAUAAAUUACUUUGGAUUGCAAAGAUUUGGAACAACCUCAGUCCCAACACAUAAAAUAGGCUGUGCAUUGCUUCUCAGUAACUGGUCUGAGGCUAUUGAUCUUCUUCUUAAUCCACGUUCUGGUGAGUCCGAUGACCUCACAGCUGCUCGACAACACUGGAAAGACACCCAUGAUGCUAAGGAGACUCUGAAAAAACUUCCCAAAAGAAAGGGUAUUGAGAGUGAUCUUUUACUUGGCCUUGUGAGGCAUGGACCUUCAGGUUUGGUGAAAGCCUUGCAGUCCAUCUCCAGGAACACUAGACUCAUGUAUGUCCAUGCAUAUCAAAGCUAUGUAUGGAACUACGUAGCAUCAAAGCGUAUUAAGGAACACGGAAUGAAGCCAAUCAUUGGCGACCUGGUUGUGGCUUCAAAAUCAGCGGCAUCAUGUUCUUUAGACACAGGCACUUCAGGGCCGCAAGACACCGUUGAAUUUAUUUCCGAGCCAAGCAGGACAUCGGUUACCGUUCUUACCAGGGAUUUGCUGGAAACAGGUCAGUUCACAAUCCAUGACGUUGUUCUUCCACUUCCUGGAUACGACGUUGUUUACCCUGACAACAGCUUGAAAGAUGAGUACAGAAAAAUAAUGGCCAACGAUGGACUGGACAUUGACAACAUGAGGCAUAAAGUGAAGGAUUACUCUCUGUCAGGCGCUUAUCGGAAAUUACUCGUCAAGCCGAGCCUAAUGAGCUGGCGCUGGUUGCGUUACAAUGACGUCAAACAACCGUUGGUUGUAACCGACAAGGAAGCUCUUUCUGGUGCCCUGGAGCCUGAGUCAGUUCCAGACGGAAAGUACUGGGCGCUGCAAUUGGAAUUUACACUACCUACCUCAACUUACGCUACAAUGGCCUUGCGUGAAGUUCUGAGGAGUGAUACGUCAUCUGCUUAUCAGUCUACUCUUAACCAGGAAUGAGGCUCGAAUGCACAGAUUUAAAAAGCUUUAAACUUCAGAGACACAAAAGGGCCUUUGCUACGUGAGUACCAACCACAGAUUUGGUCCGGCGUGUGUUAGCUCUGAAAAUGUGAUUAACUUUUGUAUCAUUUCUUUGUCUGACCUAUGAUGAAAUUUAAAACUAGGACACAUACGUUGAUCACUCUUGAAGAUCAUAAGGUGAAUAUUUCUGUAAGACGGCCUUGUAGAAGGAAAAGACGGUUUAGAUUUUCCCUCCUAUAGACUGCGGAAGAAUAUCUUAUGUUAGAUCAACUUUCAAAUUGGCGUUUUUUUGGCCAUGUACUUGUAUCAAUAAAGUGAAGUGGCUUUUACAA